AUGGACGAACCCAGGGCCGUGCGGGAUAGAUUGUGCCAUGGCGGAUGGGACGAAGUAGCCCUCGCCGGAGUGACCGAUCUGCCUUGGGAUCGAAGCUUGGAGAUCCUAGCUCCGGUGGUGGGUCGGCUGUCCUUCGGUGAGGAGCUCGAACUCCGGGCGGUGCUUUCGAGGCAAUCGGGCUUUGCGACUCAAGCGGCGACGUUCUUUGUGGAUGAAGCCUGGAACCGCCGCUAUGGACGGGAUGCCGAGACACCGCUGGCACCAUUGAUACGGUGGGAAGCCGUGCAGAGAAAGGCUCCGGCCGCAAAGUGGCCCUCCAGGUUUCAGAGAGGGCUUGAGCAUCUCCGAGACGGAGAUUCUCGUGAAAAGUUGGAAAGCAAGGAGAGGGAACGAGUGGUGCAUCUGCUUGCCUCGGCUCUCUGCGCGGCAGCUCUUUGGAGGCCUGAUGCUGAUGAGGAAGGUAAGCCAGCCUCGGUCUUGGUGCAGCAGAGGAUUGCUAUGGGCAGGAGGUUAGGCACCCUUCGGCAGCAUGUCAGGAACAUCUCCAGAAUGGCUCAGUUUUGCACGGUCAGCUUUGGCUACGGAUGGUUCCGGCAACCCAGGGACUUCUUUGAUCUGAUUUCUUCAAGACUGGCUGAACCGUGCGGCAAACAUGUUCCACGGGCUCUCUUCAACUCGGUCAUCUUUGCUGAGCAGGCGGCCGAGCUGGAAGAAGGGCUACGGUUGUCAAAGAAUCAAGGUGUUCGAAAUUUCCUGAAGGAAGUCGAGUCGGCCGGGGGUUGGAAAACAGGCAGAGUGGUAAAGAAGGCGCAGCCUUUUGGGGUAGUCAUGAUCCUUGCUCUGGAGGACCUCGUGAUGCGAAGCGCAGCUCAGGCAUAUAUGCGCUGGUAUGCCUGGAUCAAGUUGCUGAAGGUUUGGGCGGCGCUUCGUUGGAGUGACUUGCAAGGGAUCCCGAACGACUUUCUGCAUCUCCGGCACGAAGGUGUCCUUGAAGGAAAGAUCACAAGGUCGAAGGCUGGGAAGAGGGUCGAGGUCAUGUACUUCUACGUGGCGCCUGAGGCCUUCUUACUUUAA
Cladocopium goreaui is the source of this 1074-nucleotide messenger RNA. NCBI's taxonomy places the organism in Eukaryota, Dinophyceae, Suessiales, Symbiodiniaceae. The record is from the annotation of a GenBank genome assembly.